Messenger RNA from Sinocyclocheilus grahami, 2430 nucleotides. RefSeq names its product ubiquitin carboxyl-terminal hydrolase 10-like. Gene Ontology annotation, cellular component: cytosol; nucleus. Lineage: Eukaryota; Metazoa; Chordata; Actinopteri; Cypriniformes; Cyprinidae. The transcript is spliced from 12 exons. The record is from RefSeq and is a predicted model, not a curated record. The coding region runs from base 95 to 2344 and encodes 749 amino acids. Gene Ontology annotation, biological process: protein deubiquitination; regulation of autophagy; DNA damage response, signal transduction by p53 class mediator. Gene Ontology annotation, molecular function: cysteine-type deubiquitinase activity.
UGCUGAGCCUUUUUACAUGCAUGUCAGUCUAACUGAAAUGUUUUGAUCUACAGGAGAGGACUACCAGCAUAUCGAAUUUGGCGUGGAUGAGGUAAUGAAUGUGGAGCCUGUGGCAGUGAAAGACUCGCUGUACAAAGUCUCCAGCACUCUUAAUCCUCAGGCCCCUGAGUUCAUCUUAGGCUGCCAACCAUCUCAGAAGGCCCUUCCCACAGCCACGCGGGUCGCUGAUAUCCCAGAUGGUGCCGACUUUGACUCCCUAUGCUGCGGCCACUCCGAGAUCUCAGUCCUGGGCAGCCACCAGGCCUGCUCGGACAUGGAUGGGGUUUCGGGCGGCUUAGGACAACGUAAGAAAAAGAAAAAACGGCCGCCGGGAUACUAUAAUUACCUGGAGGGUUCCAACAGCAACAGCAGCAGUGUGGCCACAGAUGGAGUCGGGGGCUCAGGCCUGGUUAACGGACAUACUCCAAAUACUCCACUCAUGGGUUCGGAGGACAUGGUAGGGGACGUGUUGUCUGGGGCUGAGCCCAUUCCCCCAUAUUCUGGAACAUCCAGCACAUCCACACCCCAAACCACCCCUCUUUCCCAUCAGAGGACUUGUGAAAGCCCUGACAAUUCGACAUUGGACUUGACGAGCGGAGCUGCCUCUUUGUCAGACAGAAACGGUGCAGCUUCUUUGUCUACUUCAUCUUCGUCCUCUCAGAGCAGCGGGGUGGCACAGAGUGCCAGGACUGCAGAGCAACAUGCAGAACCCCCAGCUCUAGAGAGUCCAGUACUCCUGGGUAACGGAGGGCACAGCUCCUCUCCUCCAUCUCCUCUUCCCCCUGCUGCUGCUGCUGCUGUGGCCACCCCCACAACCACAAUUCCUGCUACUACUGAUGAGAGGGAGGCCGAGGGCUCGGGGGAAGCUAAUGGGCUGCCAGAGACUGCCUCAGCUGCCGGAGCCGCAGACGGGCUCCGAGACCCGUCUGAAAUGGGCGAAGUGCAGUCAGCUUCCUCUGUAACCCCUCUUUCCUUAGACUCUGAAGUUCAGCCGGUAGUCUCGCCCAGUCCUCCUGCAGCACCUGUGACCAACCCCCCGAAAUCCUGGGCCAGCCUCUUCCACAACUCCAAGCCUCUGCCUGGAGGUCCUCAGGCUUACGUUGAGGUGAAGAGCGUGCCUGUUGUCGUCGCGUUCCCUCCGGCUGCCUCUGAGUUGCCUGAAAAGGCCAAUGAGGUGCGCGAGGGUCCCAUCCCCAUGUCUGAAGACCCUAUGGCGCCGAAAUUGGCAGAAUUAAUCGAGACUGUGAAGUUGAUACACAAACCGGUGUCUUUGCAACCAAGAGGACUGAUUAACAAGGGAAACUGGUGCUAUAUCAAUGCUACCCUGCAGGCCCUGAUUGCAUGUCCCCCCAUGUAUCAUCUGAUGAAGUCUAUUCCCCUUUUCACUGAGAUUCAGAGACCCUGCACAUCCACACCCAUGAUGGAUAACUUUGUUCGGCUUGUGAAUGAGUUCAGCAAUAUGCCUGUCCCUUCCAAGGCUAAACAGCAAGCUGCUGGAGAAAAAAUAAUGAAAGAUCUUCGAGUGGGUGCUCCUUUUGAACCCACACACAUCUAUAAACUCCUCACCCUCAUCAAAUCAAGCCUUUCUGAGAAGGGUCGCCAGGAGGAUGCAGAGGAGUACCUUGGUUUCAUUUUAAAUGGACUGCAUGAGGAAAUGCUGGCACUGAAGAAGCUUAUCUCUCCACAGGAAGAGAAAGCCCCCACACCAAAUGGUCCUGAAUUUCAGCCUGGAGUGGAGGAAGGCCCUGCUGAGAAGGAGGAAGAAGGCAGUGAUAAUGAAUGGGAACAGGUCGGGCCCAGAAACAAAACCUCCAUCACCCGGCAGGCAGAUUUCAUCCGCACUCCCAUCACAGACAUAUUUGGUGGCCACAUCAGAUCUGUGGUAUACCAGCAGAGCUCAAAAGAGUCAGCCACCUUGCAGCCCUUCUUCACGCUGCAGCUGGACAUCCAAUCAGAGAAGAUCCGCACAGUCCAAGAGGCCCUGGAGAUACUGGUGGCACGGGAGUCUGUUCAGGGCUACACCACUAAGAGCAAGCAGGAGAUGUGUCUACAUCUCUUGUCACCGGGGGUGCGGGGCAAAACUCUGAAAGGCCAGAGAACCUACAGGCUCUUUGCAGUCGUCUAUCACCAUGGGAACAGUGCCACGGGUGGCCACUACACUACAGAUGUCUUCCACAUCGGUCUGAACGGCUGGCUGCGCAUUGAUGACCAGGUGGUGAAGAUCAUCAAUCAGCAUCAGGUGGUGAAGCAGACUGCAGAGCGCACUGCCUACCUGCUGUACUACCGUCGCGUGGACCUGCUGUAGAAACCAUACUCGUACACACAAACACUCUCUCGCUCUCUCUCACACACACACACACACACACACACACACACACACACACAUAUAUA